Electrophorus electricus (electric eel) is the source of this 2591-nucleotide messenger RNA. Its product is annotated as vomeronasal type-2 receptor 1-like. Gene Ontology annotation, molecular function: G protein-coupled receptor activity. The record is from RefSeq and is a predicted model, not a curated record. Lineage: Eukaryota; Metazoa; Chordata; Actinopteri; Gymnotiformes; Gymnotidae. Gene Ontology annotation, cellular component: plasma membrane. Gene Ontology annotation, biological process: G protein-coupled receptor signaling pathway.
AUGACUGUGUUCAGCCCUGCAGGAUGUCAAGCAAGCACAGUCGGCUGCAGGCUGUGGACUGAGCCACAGAUGCCUAUUUUGUCAAUGAAUGGAGAUUUUGUAAUUGGAGGGAUUUUCUCUAUUCAUUCCUAUAUGACAUCAGAGCAGAACACCUACACCACGAUGCCACCACAGCCACAUUGUGCUGGGAGCAUGGAAUUCAGGCAGCUGCGCUUCGCCCGGGCAUUGGAAUUCAUCAUCCACGAGAUCAACAACAGCACAGAUCUCCUGCCGGGCAUCACGUUGGGCUACCACAUAUAUGACUCAUGCUCUGCAGUACCGAUGUCAGUCAAAGUUGCAUUUCAGUUUGCAAAUGGACUGGACCCCAUUUUCAGCGACACCGAAGCCUGUUUAAAACCUGCAGCUGCCGCUGUAUCUGCAUUCAUAGGAGAAUCUAAUUCCACCCCAUCAAUUGCCAUGGCCAGCACACUCGGGCUUUUUGGAAUUCCAGAGGUGAGCCAUUCUGCAACCUGCGCUUGUUUGAGCGAUAAACGUCAGUUUCCUGCCUUCUAUAGAACUAUACCUAGUGACCAACACCAAGCGGCUGCGCUGGCGAGAAUGAUGAAGUAUUUCGGCUGGACAUGGAUUGGGGCAGUGCGUAGCGACACGGACUACGGAAACUACGGAAUGGCAGCGUUCCUAAAGGUUGCGCAGGAGGAGGGGAUCUGUGUGGAAUACUCCGAGGCCUAUUACAGGACACAACCGCACAGAAAACUGGAGAGAGUGGCAAAUGUCAUCCGCAGAUCAACGGCCCGAGUAAUAGUAGCGUUUCUUGCAUCAAGCGACAUGAGGUUUCUUUUGGAGGAAUUGGCACGACAACCAUUACCUCCGCUUCAGUGGAUAGGCAGCGAGGCGUGGAUCACACAUCCAGAAUUUCUGCGGUUUAACAUGUGUGCUGGCGCAAUAGGUUUUGGGAACCCCAGAUCAGUUAUUCCGGGUCUACGUGAGUUUCUUCUAGAUCUCUCUCCAGAACGAGCCUUGAAAUCGCCCCUAUUAACGGAAUUUUGGGAGAGCGCCUUCAGUUGUACUCUAAAAGGGCGGAUGGGCGUACAGAAUUGUGACGGCAGUGAGGACAUCCGUACGCUACAGAACCCAUACACAGACACGUCUCAGUUGCGCAUCACUAAUUUGGUCUACAAAGCUACAUAUGCAAUAGCUCAUGCUAUCCACGCUGCAAUUUGUAAUAACGUGCUAUGUGACAAGACCAUUAAAUUCACACCAUGGCAGAUAUAUGACCAGCUCAAGAGAGUGAACUUCACCACAAAAAAUGGUUAUCAGCUCACCUUUGAUUCAAAUGGAGAUCCGGUGGCUGUUUAUGAGCUCAUAAACUGGCAGUUUAAGGAAAAUGGUGCUUUAGAUUUUGUGCCAGUGGGCUACUAUGACUCAUCGAAGCCAAGAGGACAGGAGUUCAGAAUGAGCAGUGCUAUCAGUUGGUUGGGAGGACAGACAGAGGUGCCAGUGUCUGUGUGCAGUGAGAGCUGUCCUCCAGGCACCAGGAAGGCUGUGCAGAAGGGAAGGCCUGUCUGCUGCUAUGACUGUGUACCAUGUGCAGAGGGAGAGAUCAGUAACAAGACAGACUCUUUGGAUUGUCUGCAUUGUCCCCCUGAGUUCUGGCCCAGUACCAAACAAGACAGCUGCCUCCCCAAGCCUGUUGAGUUCCUGUCCUGGGAUGACACUCUAGCCAUCAUUCUGACAGUGUUCUCCAUCAUUGGGGUCUUCAUGACCAUUUGUGUGAUUGCAGUCUUCUUCAAACACAGGGCAUCUCCCAUCGUUAGAGCCAACAAUUCAGAGCUGAGUUUUCUGCUGCUCUUCUCUCUGACUCUGUGUUUCCUCUGUUCACUUACUUUCAUUGGUCGGCCCUCUGAGUGGUCCUGUAUGCUGCGUCACACAGCGUUCGGAAUCACCUUUGUCCUCUGCAUCUCCUGUGUUCUGGGGAAAACAGUAGUGGUGUUAAUGGCCUUCAGGGCUACACUUCCAGGCAAUAAUGUCAUGAAAUGGUUUGGGCCUCCACAGCAGAGACUGAGUGUUCUUGUUUUCACUCUCAUACAGGUCAUUAUUUGUGUGCUUUGGUUAAAAAUGUCCCCUCCUUUUCCUUUCAAAAAUCUAAAGCUCUACAAGCAAAAGAUAAUUCUUGAAUGUGACUUAGGUUCUUCCAUAGGUUUCUGGGCUGUGCUGGGUUAUAUAGGAUUUGAGGCCAUCUUGUGUUUUGUUUUGGCUUUUCUAGCUCGGAAGUUGCCUGAUAACUUUAAUGAAGCAAAAUUCAUCACAUUCAGCAUGCUCAUAUUCUGUGCAGUUUGGAUAACCUUUAUUCCAGCUUAUGUCAGCUCUCCUGGAAAAUUCACUGUAGCUGUGGAGAUAUUUGCUAUUCUGGCCUCAAGCUUUGGUUUGAUUAUUUGCAUUUUUGCUCCCAAGUGUUUUAUAAUUGUGUUUAGACCAGAGCAGAAUACCAAGAAAUAUCUUAUGUGUAAAAUUCCAACUAAAGCUCUUUGAGAUGUAAAAGAGAGAGUAUAAAAAGGUUCAUCACCUUAUAUACAUUUUACAGGUUAUAUUUA